GUGGAAGCUGCUGAAACCAGUACUCCUGUGACUAGGAGUACAACUAGAAGAAUUGCUAAAUCGAUUUGUAAGCCAGAGGUAAUUCAGGAAUCUCAGUCUGAAGAGCUGGAACAUGCAGAAACAAAGUCAGAUGUCAGUGAUGACUCAGAGGUGCAGGUUAGCAGGAAUAAGAAUGCAGCUGUCCGUUCAGCACAAUCAGUUGCUGAACCACAAGCUGAUGGAGAUGUGUCAGAAGCAGAAUCAAACUGCUCUUCUGUGUCUGGUCUCCAGACACCUUUGUAUGUAAGGGUAACAAGAAGGCGACAAAUUUUAGUUCCUUCUCAACUAGAAUCUCCUGACAGAAAAAGACGUGACAAUACAGUGUUUCUAAAUAAGUUAAGCAGGAUUCUGGAUGAAGAUGAUGCUUCUGAAGCAGAAUCUUGUUCCUCUGCUGUUUCUGGUGUCCAGGUGCCUAAUGUUACCAGCACUAAAAGAAGUAGGCAAAGCAAAAGGAAAUUGCAGCCAGGUACAGUUUAUGAAGCCCAGAGUGAAGAUAUUUCUGAUGCAGAAUCAUGUUGCCUAAAUUCCUAUAUGGAACCAUCCAUCACUACCAAACGAGUUACAAGAAGCAUGAAAAUGAAAUCACAAAUAGAAAAUAAUAAGGAGACUGAGAAAAGAAAGAGAAUUGUUUCAGAAGAUGAGAAUUUAAUUGAGGACACUGUUCUAUCUGAGCCUGUAAUAAUCUCUGAUUCUAAGCCUGCUGCAGAACUUGUGUCUGACACAGAAGAUGUCACUGAGGAUAAUACAGAACACAGUCCACUUAAAAGGAAACAUUCUUCCAAAUCUGCUAAUACAACCCGGAGUGAAGAGGUGAAAGAAGAGGUUUUAAAUGAUGUGACACACACCAGUCUUACAAAAAUGAAACAAAGCGACACAAAAUCACCUGUGAAAAAAGCAAUACAAACUACCCAGUCUGUUGAGGCAGAUGAUUCAGAAGCAGCUUGUGGCCAAAUACCCGAAAAUGACAGUAGAAAAGGUGUCAGGGUGGAGGAAUUCAAGUCUAUGUAUAUUUCUCUGACUGACUGCAUGAGUCCCAAACAACGUCUAGAAUCCCAAGGGCAAAUAACACCAAAUGAAAGUGAAAAAAUUCCUGAGCACAGAGGAGCAGAUGCUGAGGCAGAUGCAGAGCAGUCUUUCACCUCUCCUGAUAAAUCAAGAAAGAGUAAGCAGGCUAGUGCAGUGAGCAGCCUGCCCAAGGACAUGGGUGCUGCACAGGGAACUGACAGCAUUGCUAAGAGCAGGAUGCUUGAAAUCAGUGCAGACAGUAGUGAAAAUCAAACAAAAGAAUAUGCUGUAUCCCACAGCAGCAAACGAUCAAGCAGUGGAAAUGAUUCUGUUUCACCGUUGCUCCGAAACAAAGCAAGUGAUGAAUCUGACAGUAGUGAUGUGGCAGACAUAGGUACAGAUGACAAGAAUGUGUGUCAUAAAAAGUCAGAUGAGAGGACUCCUUCCCUCAACAAAUCUUUAAAAAACAGUUCACUGCAUGUUGAAGGUCUUUUUGUAAUUGAUACCAAGCCUGGCAUGAGUUCUAGCCAAAAGUAUUAUCUAGAUGAGGUAGACCAAGACAGUGAUGCUGAAAGUAAGCAUGAAGGAAGUGAAAAAGGUGAAGAAUCCUCAGAUUUGGAAGAGGCUGAAGAGGAAUUGAUAGAUGAAGAUGAAAAAGAUGAAGAUGAUGAUUUCUUGAAAAAUAAGAUUGAUGUUUUACGUCUUUCCAGCAGCAUAGACCCUGGUUUGAAUAUCAAGAAGCUUGGAGGUUUAUAUAUUAGCUUUGAUGCAAAAAAACAGAAGCCUAAAUCAAGUGUAACUGAGCAGCUGAAGGAGAAGAAGAAGGACCAGUUCUUGCAGAGGAGUAUAAUAACUCCAGACUUUGAAAAAAAGGAAUGUGUUCCACCCUUCAGGGAGUCACUUCACCAGCUAAAGAAACAACGCAGGGCUGAGCGAGAGAAAACAACAGGUGAUGGCUGGUUUGGUAUGAAAGCCCCAGAAAUCACAAAUGAACUGAAAAAUGAUCUGAAAGUUUUGAAGAUGAGAGCUUCGUUGGACCCGAAGCAUUUUUAUAAGAAGAAUGAUAGAGAUGGUCUGCCCAAGUACUUCCAGGUUGGAACUGUGGUGGAUUCUCCCAUAGACUUUUACCAUAGUCGGAUCCCUAAGAAGCAAAGGAAGAGAACAAUUGUUGAAGAGCUGCUUGCAGAUUCUGAGUUUAGAAGAUAUAAUAAAAAGAAGUAUCAGGAGAUCAUGAGUGAAAAAGCAGCUUUUGCAGCAGGGAAGAGGAAUCGGAAGAAGAGGAAAUUUCGCAAUUAA
This is a messenger RNA of Acanthisitta chloris (rifleman), 2340 nucleotides long. RefSeq names its product deoxynucleotidyltransferase, terminal, interacting protein 2 (gene DNTTIP2). NCBI's taxonomy places the organism in Eukaryota, Metazoa, Chordata, Aves, Passeriformes, Acanthisittidae. The annotation marks the transcript as partial. The transcript has 6 exons. Gene Ontology annotation, molecular function: RNA binding. The record is from RefSeq and is a predicted model, not a curated record. Gene Ontology annotation, biological process: RNA processing. Gene Ontology annotation, cellular component: nucleolus.